AUGUCGAUGGAUCUGGAUGCCCCCGUCUAUUUUGCGCAGCAGGAGAAAGUCGCAGCGACAAUUCUCUGUUGCAACUGUGGCGCUGCCAUUGAUGGAACACUCUCAGCUGGAGCCCUAUGUUCGGAUUGCAUUCGUCUUACUGUCGAUGUUGCCGGAGGUGUGCAACGCGAAGCGGUGAUUCACUGCUGCAGAGAUUGCGAACGGUGGCUGCAGCCACCCAACAGCUGGGUCGUCGCAGCUCUCGAGUCGAAGGAACUACUCGCCAUUUGUCUACGCAAGCUCCGUGGUCUGAACAAAGUCCGAAUCAUCGAUGCCAGUUUCAUUUGGACAGAGCCUCAUUCGAAAAGAUUGAAGCUGAAGAUCACCAUACAAACGGAGGCCUUCCAAGGCACUAUCAUACAGCAACAAUUCGAGGUUGAAUAUGUUGUUGCCAAUCAGCAGUGCUCAGGCUGCCAGCAAAGUUACACGCACAACACUUGGGGCGCAAGUGUGCAGAUACGACAGAAGGUUCCUCACAAGCGGACCUUUUUGUAUCUGGAACAGUUGAUCCUCAAGCACAACGCCCAUAAGGAUACUAUCAACAUCAAGGAAGUGAACGAGGGACUUGAUUUUUACUUCUCAAAGAGGAAUGAGGCCGAGCGCAUGCUUUCCUUCUUAGAGUCUGUGGUGCCUUGCAAAACCACACGAUCGCACGAACUCGUCUCCAUGGAUAUUCAUACGAGUAAGAGUGUCUACAAGCACUCGUGGUCCGUAACUAUUGUUCCUAUUUGCAAGGAUGACCUGGUUGCUCUACCGAUUAAGCUGGCCCGCUCAUUGUCUGAUAUAAGCCCGCUUGCUAUCUGCCACCGAGUCGGCACUUCUAUUAACCUUAUGGACCCUUGCACUCUCCGGACAACCGAUCUUCCUACUAGCACUUACUGGCGCCAGCCAUUCCCGAAUCUUGCAGAUACCACCGAGCUUAAGGAAUUCAUCGUUUUGGACAUUGAAUCCACCGGUCAUUCUAAUGGUCGUUACCUUCUGUCCGAGGCCACCGUUGCUCGUGCCUCGGAUCUUGGAUCUAAUGAUAUCACCUAUUUCACACGGACUCACCUCGGUGGUAUCUUACACGUGGGUGAUUCCGUCCUCGGCUACCACUUGACGGGAACCCAGUUCAACAACGAUCAAUUCGAAGCAAUUGAGAAUAGCCACCAGUACAGCUCAACAAUCCCAGAUGUGGUUCUUAUCAAGAAGCACUACGUCCGCAGCAAGAAAUCCAAGGCUCGCACCUGGCGCUUGAAGCGCAUGGCUCGCGAGCACGAGGAGGAGGCGACUGCCGCUGUAGUCAAUGUUCCUACAAACAAGCGCCAAGAGCAGGAGCAGGCUAGGAUGGAACAAGAUUACGAAAUGUUCUUGCGUGACGUCGAGGAGGAUCAGGAGUUGCGUCAAACUCUUGAUCUGUACAAGAACCGCCAGUACCAGGUCAGGGCAGACCAAAUGGAUGAGGACGGCGAUGAUGACAUGGAUGAGGAGGGACACGCUGUGCCGAAAAUCAACAUGGAUGAGCUGCUUGAUGACUUUGAUGAUUUGAACAUGGAGGACAAUUAG
Molecule: messenger RNA, 1584 nt
Organism: Penicillium roqueforti
Lineage: Eukaryota; Fungi; Ascomycota; Eurotiomycetes; Eurotiales; Aspergillaceae
Product: ribosome-binding protein NMD3
Exons: 6
Coding region: 1-1584 (527 amino acids)
Biological process (GO): ribosomal large subunit export from nucleus
Cellular component (GO): cytoplasm; nucleus
Molecular function (GO): ribosomal large subunit binding
Source: RefSeq, a predicted model, not a curated record